Anopheles arabiensis is the source of this 993-nucleotide messenger RNA. Its product is annotated as rhodanese domain-containing protein CG4456. The record is from RefSeq and is a predicted model, not a curated record. NCBI's taxonomy places the organism in Eukaryota, Metazoa, Arthropoda, Insecta, Diptera, Culicidae. Gene Ontology annotation, cellular component: mitochondrion. Bases 282 to 887 code for a protein of 201 amino acids. The transcript is spliced from 5 exons. Gene Ontology annotation, molecular function: thiosulfate-cyanide sulfurtransferase activity.
CAAUUUGAAUUGUAUUAUAGGUAGUUUAAGGGUGAUCAUCUCUGAAUGGAUCGGUAGUCAUAGCAAAAAUCGGUAGGAAUACAGAUAAAUCGGUAGUUCUGGUCACUCCGUGUGGUGUAGCCUUUUCACCGGGAAGCAGUAUGAAGUUUGACAGCUAGCUUGCAGCAGGGGGCAGCGGCUAAAAGCAAAACAUUCCGAAAGUAGCAACAAGUGUACGGAAAAUCUCCACCGCAAAUUGCCCUGCCAGCUGAUAGUUUUCUAAUUACACCGGCGGUGACAAAAUGUUGCCCGGAACAAGUGCAGCACGGUGCGUCGGUUCACACAUUCGCCGAUUUUCCCAAAGCGGUCAAUGGCCGCGGGUAAUGGUCGCUCGCACAUGCCCGCAAAUUAGUUGCUCGGUGCCAAAGAAAAUGUUCGACAUCCGGCAAGACGCAUCUUUUCGUAUGGCAAGUGUAAACAUUCGCGGCUUCGCCACUACCGUGCAAAGCCUACAAGCCAACAGGACGGCCAACAACAACGCUUGCUACAGUGCUAACACGAUGUCGAUCGCUACAUACGAGGAGGUGCUGGACCUGCCCAACCACCCGGAGAAACUGCUGAUCGAUGUCCGCAAUCCGGAUGAGCUGGCCGACACGGGCAAAAUUCCUACCAGCAUUAAUAUUCCCCUGGAUAAGGUAAAGCAGGCGUUCGGGCCGGAAACGAGCGACGAAACGUUUGCCCAACAGUAUGGAGUGCCGAAGCCGGGGCUGGAUCACUAUCUGAUCCUUUCCUGCCGCACCGGUCGGCGUAGUCAGAUGGCACUUGAAGCGAUUGCCGAGCUUGGUUAUCGAAACGCCCGCAACUACAAGGGAUCCUGGACGGAGUGGGCCGAAAAGCAGGGAAAGUGAGACGGGGAAGAAGUGGAUUUUAGACUCUACUUUAAAGAGGCCUGUUAGCUCAACAUUCCCAGUUUACGGUGGACAGUGGAAUAAACUACACACGUUCAGCCUAACA